Peronospora belbahrii is the source of this 2259-nucleotide messenger RNA. Lineage: Eukaryota; Oomycota; Peronosporomycetes; Peronosporales; Peronosporaceae. The record is from the annotation of a GenBank genome assembly.
AUGAACGAUGAGAGAAGUAUUGAUUACCUCUUCCCCGAUGAUAUCAAACCUCGUGACUUGCCAUUGUGUGCGAUCGAGAAUUUGGAUGAAAUCUUAGAGUUACUUAAGACAUCACACCCAACAGUUCGUUCUGCAAUCCUCACGGAUCUUGUGGCUAAGGAUGGAGCGUAUAUUGUAAAGCUACUGGAUCUAUUUGACGUCAGUGAACUGGAUACUGACAAGACAGUGUUGCAUAAACUCUUUGAUAUUUUCUAUACCAUGCUGGAAAUGUGCAACCGUGAUGUGGUAGAAAUUCUGCUGAAUGACGCAAACUUCAUUUCAGUGGUUGGUGUAUUAGGCUACAACCCUGGAUUAAUCCGUACGAUGGAUUUUCGAACAGCUUUGGAAGGAGAUGGAGGGUUUAACGAAGUGAUUCCUAUUUCUGAUCAAAGUGUAGUCGAGCGUAUUCACCUGAAUUUCCGGAUCCAAGUGAUUAAAGACAAUGUCUUGUCGCGCUCUUUACCUGAUGGCUGCAUGCUUUUGUUCGAACACAUGGCGAAUGAGAACAACUUUUAUAUUUUAUCUUACAUCUUUGAAACUAAAGACUAUUGCAAGGCCAUUAAGGACCUUAUUUCUAGUAAAGACAAGCGGCUAGAUGGUCUUGGUUUGCUGAAAGCGAUUACUAACUUGGUACGAGUGACAAAACCUCUGGACAGACCGCAGCGCCGUGAGCCGUUUGGUGCCACACCUGUAUUUGACUCCCUCCUUGACUGUCUUUUUGGUGAUGGCGAGAUGUUCGCGGCGUUUGCUACGGUCUUGGGUUCUCCUGACUCCAACUCGGAGGAAGUCGUGUUAGCAGUCGAUAUCCUGAACGUGUUAGUUUUCUAUCACGGCCCAGACAGAUUACGAGCAUACCUUGCAAGUGAAGGCAAAUGUAUACCUGCGCCGUGCUUGGAUAACGAACGUAUUGUGUGGACGCCAGGAUCGUCACUAUUUACUGCUCUGCUGGUUGUUUUUGAGCGCGACGAGCCGAUGCGAAUCCAGUUGCUUAACUUACUGAGGGAGAUUUUCUUCGUAUCGCUGGCACAGGACGACAAGUUUUUGAGCGUGCUGUAUCCUAAUUAUAUGCACUGGCUGCUCCAACCGUUGAAGAUGAAUACAUAUUUUCACGACGAAUCCGCUAUGUUUGACUUGCAAGACAGCAUCAUGGAGCUACUCACGUUUUGCACAGAAAACCACGGCUAUCGCGUCAAAUACCUGUUUGGUAGGCAGCCAGUUGCGUCGUACGCUGAGAAAAUGUUACGCUCCAAGAACAAGCUUUUUGUUAUUCACGCGGUGAAGUUCAUUCGAGCUUGCGCGCAAAUCUGGAGAUUGGAAAAGCGAAUACGGGGGGCAGUUGGUUCGGCGGUGUUGGAAGUAUUGUCAUUUAUAGAAAAGACGAACCUGGCAUCCUUGGUCGAGCACAUUUACACAAAGUUUUUUGAGACAUACAAAGCGGAGUGCCCACUAGUUUUCGAUGCCAUUCGUGAACGGCAUCAUGAGAACACGGGAUCAGCAGACGAUGUUUCAGAUUCCACUGAUAACAAUAGUGUUCGCUUUGUGCGAGCAGGAAGCAUUGUCGAUGAUGAAGAGCUGUACUGGGAAAAAGAUACUGAAGCGACUGAACCUGCACUUGAGCUCAAAAACGGACUGUCCGAGAAGGAGGUAUCAUGCCAGAAUCGCCCCAGGUCAGUAAGAUUGGUGGAUUAUGAUGACGACAAUGACGAAGACGAUGACGAAUCAUCUGCUUCGAAGGACGAGAGCAACUUGGCUGAGGCAGCAUCUGGUGCGUCCCCACGUGGUGCUGAUAUUGCUAAGGAACGAGAGCUUCAGCUGCCAGUACGGAAAAAGAAAGAGGACGAAGUGAGCACUCAAUCAUUCUUGGGAGGAAGUAACGUGCUUGCUCACAAAAAGGCUCAUCUGAAGAGCUUGAAUAAGGCCCGGUCACCCCAAUUUAAGAGCGUGUUUCAGAAAAUAUCAUGGAAGCUCACCGCGCCUGGCAGCAAUUUGUCUACAGAAGGUGCGACCGGCAAAAGUGGUGGUGACGACGGUAGUAGUUUCGUGAAGCGCGAUGACAGCAAUAAUAAUAGUGUACGGGGUGAGUAUGUGGCCUGUGGUGAUGGUGCAAGCGCUGCUUCAGCAGCAUUGGUUGCAAAGCGGAAGCUCGCACUGGAAGAAGCGGCAAACUCGGAGCCUAUGUUAAAGAAAGCGAAAUCAUGUACUCCGAUUGGCUCCAGUUAA